Notothenia coriiceps (black rockcod) is the source of this 2897-nucleotide messenger RNA. RefSeq names its product tubulin tyrosine ligase-like family, member 6 (gene ttll6). Gene Ontology annotation, molecular function: tubulin binding; tubulin-glutamic acid ligase activity. The record is from RefSeq and is a predicted model, not a curated record. Lineage: Eukaryota; Metazoa; Chordata; Actinopteri; Perciformes; Nototheniidae. The coding region runs from base 1 to 2310 and encodes 769 amino acids. Gene Ontology annotation, biological process: microtubule cytoskeleton organization; protein polyglutamylation. Gene Ontology annotation, cellular component: ciliary basal body. The transcript is spliced from 15 exons.
AUGGGUCUACAGGUGGACAGCCCAGACAGAAAAGAUGAUGCACUAAAAUAUGAUCAGCAGGGAGAAGGAGAGGGUGGUGAAAGCCAAGCGGAAGCCUGCACCCGCACCCCGCCACCCAUUAACAAAAAGAGGAAGAAAAACAAGAAGAGGUGGAUCAACAUCACCAACUGCAAAUAUGAAAGUGUGCGGCGUGCUGCUCGCAGAUACGGCCUCAGAGAGGCAGCGGAGGGGGACGACUGGACACUGUUCUGGACCGACUGCUCUGUGUCUCUAGACCGGGUUAAGGACAUGAAGCGAUACCAGAAAAUAAACCAUUUCCCAGGGAUGAGUGAGAUCUGCCGGAAAGAUUUACUGGCAAGAAACAUGAACCGUAUGCUCAAGCUUUUCCCCAAAGACUACAAUAUCUUCCCCAGAACAUGGUGCCUUCCUGCAGAUUACAGUGACUUCCAAGCUUACACCAGGGCCAAAAAAAGCAAGACGUAUAUCUGUAAGCCAGAUACCGGUUGCCAAGGCAAAGGCAUCAUCAUCACCAAGUCAAGUAAAGACAUUCAACCUGGAGAACACAUGAUCUGCCAGGUUUACGUCUCCAAGCCUUACAUAAUCGACGGAUUCAAGUUUGACUUGCGUAUAUACGUCCUGGUGACGUCAUGUGACCCUUUCAGCAUAUUCAUGUUCAAGGAGGGACUGACUCGCUUCUGCACCACCAAGUACAACGAACCAACACAAAGCAAUGUGGAGGAUGUGUGCAUGCAUCUCACCAACUACGCCAUCAACAAGAACAGCGAAAACUUUGUGCGUGACGAGGACAAGGGCAGCAAACGUAAGCUUUCCACCCUGACAAAGCUCCUGGAGUCCAUCAACUGCAACACAGACAAGAUGUGGCACGACAUUGAGGAUGUGAUCAUAAAGACUCUGAUCUCUGCUCAUCCAAUCCUAAAGCAUAAUUACCACACCUGCUUCCCGAACCACACCACGGGCAGCGCCUGCUUCGAGAUCCUGGGUUUCGAUGUUCUGCUGGACCACCGGCUCAGACCCUGGGUGCUGGAGGUGAAUCACUCCCCAAGUUUUACCACCGACUCGCAGCUGGACCGCGAGGUGAAGGACGCGCUACUCUACGACACGCUGGUUCUCAUCAACCUGGGUGCCUGCGACCGCCGCAAGAUCACCAAAGAGGAGCGGCGCAGGGUGAAGGACAGGCUGCAGCAAAACAGCACCAGAGAGGCCAGGUCGGAGGAGAUGCGACAGUGCCAGGCAGCCACGGUGGAGCAGAUGGAGAGGUACGAGGCCAAACACCUGGGAGGCUUCAAGAGGAUCUACCCCAGAGAAGGAGGGGAGAAAUACGACAAGUACUUCAAACACAGCAGCUCGCUCUUCCAGGAGACCGCAGCCUCCAAGGCCAGAGAGGAGUGUGCCAGGCAACAACUGCAAGAGCUGCGUCUGAAGCAGGAGCAGAGGGACAGAGACCAGAGGGGGGGCAGGAGGAGAGACCUGCAGGGGGAGACUGCGGGGGAGACAGUCAGACCCCGAAGAGAACAACCCCCCGACUCCAACAGUGACUGUGACCUGCAGCCAGUGAGGCGCUCCUAUCAUUUCCCUCAGUCCAGUGCGUCAGUGGAUCUUGAAGCUGCAGAAGGCCAAGAAGAGGAGGAGGAUGAGGAGGAGGAAGACCCGGAGGAGCAGGAGCGAGUCGGCGCGCUGCUCCAGAGGAAGAAAUUGCUCCAUGAUCUCGGGGUGGUGGACCAGAUCGGCCAGCUGCUGCAGGGCCGGGGGGACACAGGGGGGGUCCCACAGGACGCCUCUACCCAGCCGCAGAUUAGACAGCCUCAUCAGAGACAACACGCCAAGUUGGAGUCUUUGAUGCAGUUUCCUUUAAGAACAAAGCAGCAGCUCUGCACGCAGGUCUCACGGCAGCAGAACCUGCACUCCCACAUGACUCAGCAGCGCCUGCUCAGGCCCGCAUGCAUGGAGUCUGAGCCGGGGAGCCAGCACAGAGGAGAGGAGGAGAUGCAGCGGAGCCUCAGCGCCCAGCGGACACUCUGGCCAGCGGGGGGCUCUCUCUCUGGGAGGCAGGACUACAGGAGCAGCUCCCCCACUUGCUCGCGGUCCCGUCCCAGCGUCCCCAUCAUAAACCACCACGUCCCCAAAGCCGCCCUGCGCUGCUCCUACGUGUCCCACGACCCCUCCGCCCUGCAGAGCCUGCUCGUCAUUUCCACCCGGGCCCCCUUGGUCAGGAGGCCUGGCUUCUCUCACAUGGUCCGCAAAUCCUCGCGCAUAGCCCCCCCCCAGCAGGAGCACGGUAAAGGGCAGUGAGGGGAACCACAGCAACCUGCAGUGGGAUGUAAAGUUCUGCAGAGGAGGAGUGGAGGUAGAGAAACUGUGAAACACAUUGAUACUUUAUAGAUUUGAUAUCUGGACUCCUGCAGUUUACUCUGCUUGCCACUCAAUAAGCUCCUGCACUGCAGACAACACCAUUAUGGCUUUUUCACUUUUUCUACCCACUGUGUGUGCUCACAUAUGUGUAACAUUUUGCUCCGGGGAUGAAUUUAUCUCAAAUAAACCUGACCUACAGUGCCAAAAUAAAAGCAGACAAGCCUGAUUUAACAGCAUGUGUCAUCCAAAUCCUCUGGAAAAAUGGACCAGAAUCUAAUAAAGUCAGUAGUUAUAGGGGUUGAUGAGCAUGAAUGUGCUUAAUGAAACCAAAUGGAUAUUAUAAACACCACUAAAACCAUAUCUCAAGAUUAACUGAGGGAUAUAAAAAAAUUAAGGCCUUCUGCUCUUUUCUCAAGGACAUUUUUCAUGAGCAGUCAAGUUUAGAUUUUUUUUGCACUAUUGGUUAACAAAAUAUUUGAUCUUUUUUUAUAUAUUUUUAUAAAUCACCUUCUUGUUUAAUUCAAUUU